This is a messenger RNA of Homarus americanus (American lobster), 1998 nucleotides long. RefSeq names its product mediator of RNA polymerase II transcription subunit 15-like. Lineage: Eukaryota; Metazoa; Arthropoda; Malacostraca; Decapoda; Nephropidae. The record is from RefSeq and is a predicted model, not a curated record. The coding region runs from base 299 to 1909 and encodes 536 amino acids. The transcript is spliced from 6 exons.
CCCAUAUGUUCUGUUGUUCACUUAACGCGGGACCCUCUGGGUUCAAUUGACCGCGUUAAGUGGGGUACAACUGUAGUUUAAUGCACAAGAAGUAAAUUUAUUCGUAUGGUAUUGAGUUGAGGAAGGUUUACUCUAUAGCCUAUAUUAAUCUUUAAAGAUUUUUAUUCUUUAUUUCCUCUUUUUUGCUGAAAAGGAAAUAAUUAAGUCAGAUUAUCACACCAAAAUCUUGGAUCACCUUGUCCUUCUCUGUCUGUCCAUUUGUGUUUCUCUUAUAAUUAAACAUAGAAUAAUGUAGGUGAUGGCAAUCUUAAAGCUCCUGUACCUGUUGCCCCAUGGACCUGUCAGUGUUGUCUUCAUUAUUGCAGUUCAUUCUUCAGAUUCACUGGUGGCACAGAAAGAGAUCAUUACCCCAGCACCGAGACCUCAAGUACUUGCGGACCCUGUCAUCCCCCCACCCACUGCCUUCAAUACAACAACCGAGGGCGAAAGGAGCGGGGUGGGUGUAACAACGAUCAAUCAGGAGAAAGUGCAUCCAGGCUUCAACAUUAUAUCAGCAGCGAAUAUCAACCACUUCGGUAGCACGAACAGGACCCCUGUCAAAAAGGGGCCGAGAAAGCUUCAGUCAAAAGGAAAGGCAGCAUCCAUGGCUACAGCAGAAACCAUAUCACCUGCAGCAGCCAAAGCAGCAGCAAAUGUAGUGGCUGCAGCUGCCAUGUCAGCCAAGGGCCAAAGUCAGCAGCCAGCAGCAGUGUCUGGUAGUCUUCCCACCCAGCCUGGUGACAACACCCAAGUGCAUACCUCCAGGAGUAACUCCCAAGUGACUAUGGCAGUGAUGUCAUCGGACAGGAUGCCACAGAUGCAGAAUCUGCCACCACCUGUCCAAAUCUGGCCGCCGGUGUCGGUUUCCUCCGUUACACAGAUGAUCCCACUUGGUGUUGUGACGACGCCCUUGAUACAGCCUCAAAUACAGCCACAGGAGAAUCAAGCUGUGGGUGGUCCUCAGGGGCCUCCACCCCCGUACAUUGAGAUGAUGAGGUCCAGGGUUUCCCCAUGUCUCAUUCAGCCGAGUAAUACCAGUAUGAUGCAGCUGGUUCGUCCAACCGGUUCGGUGCACACUGUAACAACUCACAUGGGUCAGCAGCCUCCUCUUAUAUCAGUAAGCCAACAACAACAACAACAGCAGCAGCAGCAGCAGCAGCAGCAGCAGCAGCAGCAGCAGCAGCAGCAGCAACAACAACAACAACAACAACAACAACAACAACAACAACAACAACAACAACAACAACAACAGCAGCAGCAACAACACCAACAGCAGCAGCAGCAACAGCAGCCUGUGACUAUUAAAAUUCACUCAUUUCGGCCUUCCAUGGUGAAUCUCUCAGAUCAAGUUAAGGUGAAACAAACACAGAACCAAUCCACUAACUCAAAACAAGGAAACUCAGGUACCAAGACAGGACACCAAUCUCAUCUGCUGGUCAGUGCCAUCCCGGCCCCCAACUCGGGAAGUGCCAUCGCACGACAGGUUCAGCCGACACAGAGAGCCCUGCCCAAAACAAAUAGAUCUUUCAGUCCACAUUCGGCUUGCCUGCAAAGUGCACCUUCCACCUCCCCUGUUGCCCAACUAUCACAGCAGAAUAAUAAGACCCACACUUUGAUGGACAUACCCACCAAGGUGACCACCACGCCAGCCACCACCACCCAGUCAGCCCACAGUGCCCUGGAAACAAUCAAAAGAAAAGAAAUUGUAGCCAGCAAUACUAACAUGACUAUACUGGCUCUUCAUUCAUGUUUCCUGUGUGGCGCUAAUGGGGACUUCACAUGUUGCAACAGUUUAGUAUAUUGCAGCCAAGCGUGUCAGAUCAAAGACUGGCAGAGACACCAACACGAGUGUACGAACCUCAAGAAUUAAUGACGGGUGCGGCAGAGGUCGGGUGGUCACAGCAGCUCCUUGGGAAAGAUGGAUGCACUUAAGACAUCAUUAAACUUCUUAAUUGAAAA